Salvelinus fontinalis (brook trout) is the source of this 1605-nucleotide messenger RNA. Its product is annotated as immunoglobulin lambda-1 light chain-like. The transcript is spliced from 4 exons. NCBI's taxonomy places the organism in Eukaryota, Metazoa, Chordata, Actinopteri, Salmoniformes, Salmonidae. Bases 438 to 1184 code for a protein of 248 amino acids. The record is from RefSeq and is a predicted model, not a curated record.
CACUACUUUUGACAAAGGCCCAUUGGGUUCUGGUCAACAGUAGUGCACUAUAAAGGGAAUAGGGAGACAUCCUGAGUACCUCAUAAUUAUGUUAGUCUUGUGUAGAACUAGUAUAGGAUAAUAAACUCCAUUCAUGGUUUGAUGGAGGUAGGAGAUUAGAUACCUCAUCAUUAUGUUAGUCUUGUGUAGAACUAGUAUAGGAUAUUAAACUCCAGUUAUGGUUUGAUGGAGGUAGAAUAUGAGUCAGUGAAGAAGACAGGGCCUCAUGUAGAGCAAUGAGAAUAGCUGGUGAUUGGUUAACUUCAGAGGCCCCUCCCUCUGGUCCUCCCUGUCUGUCUCCUUAUAGGUGGGUUCUGCAGCCUCUCCUCUCCUCACACUCCAACCCUGCUCAUCUCUCAGCUGGACAGUAAGGGCCUUUCACACCACACACUGACAACAUGCUGGGGACACUCUGCACUCUCAUCACUGCUCUAACAUAUGUCAGUUGCCAGAAAGCAGUGACACAGACACCUUCAGUACUGACUGUCAGUACAAAGAGUACUGCCACUUUUUACUGUGACAUCACCAAAGAUGAAGGCAAUUACGUAAGCUGGUAUAAACAGGUUCCAGGAGGAGCUCCUCAGUAUGUGUUAAGGUUUUACUACACAAAUGACUCUCCUGAUGAAUAUGGAUCUGGUUUCUCCUCUGAUCGUUUCACAUCUAAAGCCACGUCUGGUAAGGAUUAUCAGUUUACAAUCAGUAAUGUGGAGGAGACAGACUCAGCAGUGUAUUACUGUCAGACUCGGAAUGACUCUCCUUUUGCCCUCGUAUCACAGUGGGUAUUCGGACAAGGAACCAAGCUCAUUGUUACUGAUGGAGAUCUGGCUACACCUGCUGUGACCCUGUUCCCUCCAUCCACUGAAGACCUCAAGUCCAGCAGAGCAACACUGGUGUGUCUGACUAGUAACCUGUCUCAGAAGUCCAAGGGGUUGGCAGAUGUCAGCUGGAUGUCUAACAGUGAAUCAGUGACAGAAGAUGUUUCUACCAGCCCUGCUGAGCAGCAACCAGACAAAACCUUCAAGAUCAGCAGCUAUCUGACCAUUCAGACUGCAGACUGGGACAAGGACCUGCUGUUCACAUGUAAAGUGUCGUUGGGGUCAACAUUCUCUGAGAAAGAGAUCAGAAAGACUAGUUGUAAUCUGUAAAUCAAUAGUUUCAGACAAUCAAUACAACUGGUAGUUUGUUAUAGCUUCACAGCGAGUGCAGCUGUUAUUUCGUUAGAACUGUUAAGUGAUGUGUUGAUCCUUGCUUUGCUGUUAAAUAUAGAAGUUAAAAUCCUAACAACAUGGAUGAUAUUGGGCUGAAGUCUGAAUGCAGCAGUGAAUAGUAUGACAAUAACCAAUGUAAUGUCAAAUAGUUGUUGAGGGUUGUUUCUCAUGACAAGUUACUAUUGAUGCAUUCACUGUACUGGCAUCAUGUUCUCUAAAACAUAACAUCUGAAACACUGUCAUGAUGACUAUACCUCUCUACUGUUGUGAAAUGAGUUGAAUUACUAAUUAUUAAUAGAGGAAUAGUUAGAGCUUUGUUGUAUUGUGGAUAUUAAAUAAAGAACAUUCUAAAGAACAA